Photinus pyralis (common eastern firefly) is the source of this 2683-nucleotide messenger RNA. Its product is annotated as ankyrin-3-like. NCBI's taxonomy places the organism in Eukaryota, Metazoa, Arthropoda, Insecta, Coleoptera, Lampyridae. The record is from RefSeq and is a predicted model, not a curated record. Gene Ontology annotation, molecular function: transmembrane transporter binding. The transcript has 7 exons. Gene Ontology annotation, biological process: neuronal action potential; negative regulation of delayed rectifier potassium channel activity; intracellular signal transduction. Gene Ontology annotation, cellular component: axon initial segment; membrane; synapse. Bases 397 to 2433 code for a protein of 678 amino acids.
AUAAAUCUUGUCAAAUUUUAGAAUUGUCAAGUUUUAGUGCGUAGUAAUAAAACAUAUUGUUUAAUAAUCUAACACAUUAACCUAUUUAUAAACAAUGUUUCAUAUUAAAGAUAAUUUAAAGACGUCAAAUCGAUUACGUGCACAAGUUUCGCAUUUCAAAAGGACUUCAAUAUUCUAACAUUUCAAUCUGUCCUUCCUUAAUUUAAAUUUAAUAAUAUUUAAAUAGAAGAAUGAGAAAUAUUAGGUCAAAAUUAUAAGCUCAGUGAGUAUUUACGUUAACGUAUAAUUAUUACAGUAAACAGAUGAUCUCAAAUUUAAUUUAAAACAAUUUAAGUAAUAACUGAUUUUGUUGUAUAUUUAGAAUUUCUCUAACGAAAACGCUUAAAUUUGGUGAUAAUGGGAAGUUCAGUUAGUCAAGUAUUUCAAUCGGGCAGUGCUCUUUUAUCAAACGCGCACGGACACCGUGUCACGGACUCCACAAGACAAAAGGUUCAGACAGUAUUCGAUGCUUUACGCGCUAAUGCCAAGAUUGGUGUGCAACGGCUUGAGGGUCUGUUGCAGCAAAUACCUAAAAAUGAAAAUAUCCUAAUGAUACACGACGAAUCUGGAUACAAUUUACUUCAGAGAUGUGUAGGGGCCAAUAAUGUAGAAUUGGUACGAUGGCUGUUAGCGCGACAUUCAUCGGCAGAUAUUAGUCGAUGUCCGUGUAGUUUACCUUUACACAUUGCAUGUUUGAAGGGGUACAGCGAGUGCGUGGAAUUGCUGUUAAAGCAUGGUGCCAAAAUCGAUGUGGAGGCAAGAAUGUGUUGGCCCGGACCCCAUAGCAAUAACUGUGAACAUCGAGGAAAGUAUUCUAAUAUUAAUGCUGAUGACAACUGUAUGGAUCGCGAUCGUGAUCGUCCCCCAAAACUUCAGUCUGCCAUAUAUUACGCUCUAGACGGAGAUCAAGUGGAAAUUUUGGAGAUGUUAUCGCUUCGGAGUGGUGAUCCGUGGAACGGACUGUUUCGCAAUCGCAAGCCUCUCUUACAUGCUGCGUGUGAACGAGGCGCUUGGCGUUGCACUCAGUUUCUAGUCACACUUCGAGCGGACGAGAUUCAUAUACUGAAAGACGAGUAUUAUCCCAUCCAUUAUGCGGUCUUGCACGAUAGUCGUUUCUUAGAGUUACUUAUAAAUGCUGGAGCGGAUACUGCCGUCCGUACAUGUACACAGCAGAUGACUUUGUUGCAUGUUGUUUUUCUUGUUGCGCAUAAGUCUGCCGAAGAUACAAUAUCUACAAUUCGCUUACUGCUGGAACACGGCUGCAAACAACUAAUUAAUACGCCAGAUUCUCUAGGAAACACGCCUUUACAUGCACUGAUUGUUCGCUACGCGUUGGAGGAGGCUCGAUAUGGCUAUGAUAAGUGGAAUAAGUGGGACAUAUUGCAUUUGGUGCGGUAUAUGAUACAGUCUGGCGCUAGACAGUCGAUCAAUCAAAUGGGAAAUUCUGCUUUGGCAUGCGUUUUGCGACAUGUGCGAGACUGGGAUAUCUGUUAUGAAUUGCUGCACAUGCUUUUGGCGGAAGGAGGUGAACCAAAUAUGGUUGGACGUGAUGGCUCUGUUCCGAUUAUGGUGUGUCUUGUACCGCUUAUUAAUAAGGAUCCUUUGCACCAUUUUACACAUAGCAUGAAGGUAUGCUACCUGAACUGCAUUCGAAUACUUUUAAAGUACGGAGCCAGUCCAAACUGUAGUUAUCGUGAGAACUUGACUCCACUGCAUAUAUUAGUCUUUACAGUAUCGGAAAAUAUAACAUUAAACUGUGAUGUGCAAAAACAACUCAAUUUUGAAUUUAUAAAAAAUUUGUUAAUAUUAUUACUUUCGUACGGAUUAGAUCCGAACGUACGCGCGAGCAAUCGAACUCAGCAUAUUUUGCAGUCCUGCAUGGACAUGAUACAAAACGUGCGCGAUUGCAGAGACAUUGAUUAUGUGUACGAUCUUACGCUUACCUUAAUCCAGUACGGAGCUAAUCCAGAUCUUAGUUUAAAUAUAUCGGAAGCAAUAAAGAGUUAUCCGUUGCAGCGCUCACAAUCCUUGUGGAAAAGUAAAAAUUAUAUUUUAUAUUACUAUAUCAUGUUAGUCUCUAGAAAAGAAAACGUUAUUACGGAUCCGAAAAUGUCGUUUGCCAAGAUAAUUAUGUUGUUCUAUUUAGUAAUGAAACAUAAACCUCUAUUUGAAUGUUUAAAAAUGUUACAUACACAACAGUUAAGUUUGGUACCUGACAGAAGAACAGAGCCGUUAACUUGUAUUAUCAGAGAUUUAUACAAAAGGCCUCGAAGUUUGAAGCAAAUAUGUAGAGUGAAGAUUCAUAACUGCUUAAGCCAAAAGCCGGGCCUUUAUCUAAAUAAACUGAAUUUACCGAAUUCGCUUAAAGAUUAUAUCAUAAAUUUUGAGCUGUAAUAGUUUUAUGGCACAAUUAUAUGCCUUGAAUUAAUUACGUUUAUUUUUUUGGUGACAAAAAGUGCUAUUGCUAGUCAUGAUCAAAUUUAGAGUUUUUUAUGAAGGCUUUUUCAGAUAGUCGUGUAGCUACAGAACGAUGGGACAUUUUUCAAAUUAAAGAGGCCUUCUGCCAUAAUGUAGUUUUACCCAUGCUGUAGCUAUACUAUCAUUUAUUCUAUUAUACUAAAGAAUAUAAACAUACGAAACAGUA